AUGCUGGCUGCAGUAUUUCAACAUGAUUGCAGAUGUCUUUGGAGGGGAGGAGUUACUGUAGACACGAACUGCAGCGAGACGCCUCACAAACCAAAGUUCAAGAGAUCCUCAUCAGCAUCUUCCUAAACUGCAAAAUCUGGAAUUACAUCUUCUCAGACAUACUCCUACAGACCAUUUCAAAUCAGUAGGACUUGCAGCAGCAGAAAGAAGAGAAACUGGUCCCUAACACCUCAUUCUGCUCUGCUGAGCUCUGUGCUUAGGCUCUGCCAUUUUUGCAGCCAUGCAUCACGUCUGUCGGCAGAUUGCAUGUGCGUGAUGAUCUCCAUGGCGACUUGGGUACUUGAGGCAGAAAUAUGAGCUGCAUCAUCUCCCCCUGUUGUCCAUUGACAUAAAAUGCAGUGUUCUGGAACAUGAGAAAGGCAACACAUUUCCUCCAGUUCUUUGUAAGCUGAUAUGAAGUAGACAGGCACCUUCUGAAGUUUUGUGCAUGCUGCGCUCUCUUUUUCUUUGCUGCAACAAGAAAAGCCUUCUCUUUUAACCUGGCUUCCUUUGAAGAAGUAACUGGGAAAGCUUCAUGGCCUCUCAAGAAUCUCAGGGACAAACCAAUCCAAUCUUUAAGGAUUACCUCCCCGGUUCUUCUGACCUUCCUGAACAGAAUAAGCCUGUUGAACCAACAAGUGUCUGGAAGAAAACAUCACACACUCAAAACCUGCCACCUGGUCUGGAGUACCUGAACCAGCUGGACAGGAUAAUUAUUCAUCAGCAAGUGGAGCUUCUUGAAGCCAUUCUUGGCACAGAGACCUCCAGCAAAUAUGAGAUAAAAAACCAUUUAGGACAAAGAGUUUACUUUGCAGUAGAAGAAAAUGAUUGCUUUGAUCGUAACUUGUGUUCGCCUAUAAGGUCUUUCACAAUAAGAAUUGCUGAUAACAUGGGCCGAGAAGUGAUUAGAGUGAACAGACCCUUGAGAUGCAACAGCUGCUGGUUCCCCUGCUUCCUGCAAGAAUUAGAAGUUCAGUCCCCACCUGGUACAAUAGCUGGGUACGUUGUACAGAACUGGGACCCUUUUCUGCCAAAGUUUACUGUACAGAAUGAAAGUAAAGAAGAUGUACUAAAAAUAAUUGGCCCAUAUGCAACUUGUGGCUGCUUUGAAGAUGUUGACUUUGAGGUAAAAGCUCUCAAUGAGAUGUCAACAAUCGGCAAAAUUUCCAAGUACUGGUCUGGAUUUGUAAACAAUGUCUUUACCAACACCGCCAACUUUGGGAUCCAGGUCCCUGUAGAUCUUGAUGUGAGAAUCAAGGCAGUAAUGAUUGGUGCGUGUUUCCUUAUUGACUUAAUGUUCUUUGAAAAGUCUUUGAAUGGAUUAUAA
Cuculus canorus (common cuckoo) is the source of this 1366-nucleotide messenger RNA. It is a transcript of the gene PLSCR5, whose product is annotated as phospholipid scramblase family member 5. The transcript has 9 exons. The record is from RefSeq and is a predicted model, not a curated record. Gene Ontology annotation, cellular component: plasma membrane. Gene Ontology annotation, molecular function: phospholipid scramblase activity. Bases 575 to 1366 code for a protein of 263 amino acids. Gene Ontology annotation, biological process: plasma membrane phospholipid scrambling. Lineage: Eukaryota; Metazoa; Chordata; Aves; Cuculiformes; Cuculidae.